CUUGCAGACGAUAGCGGACCUAUGCUGACUUGUUAUAAAGUCAAGGCUCUACCAAGGACUUGACCUGAUGAUGGACCCCCGACGCAGCGCCCAGGAUGUGGUGCAUUGUGAUGCGUGCGAUACUCCUGUCCCCCCACUACACUGUGACUUCUGUCAGACCAAUCUCUGCAAAGCUUGUGUUGGAGACCAUAUGCUGGAUAUUUCCAAAAAACAUCAGGUGGUGCUGUUUCAAGACCGAAAAUCUACUAUUAUUUCUCCUAAUUGCCAAACACAUUCUCUCAAACAAUGUGAACUUCAUUGUGAACAAUGUGACAUUCCUAUCUGUGUCCUCUGUGUUUCCUCUGAAAGUCAUGAAAACCACAAAAAACUGGACAUUAGAAGUUAUUUUGAAACAAAAAAACAUGAUUUACAAACAGAUUUGCAAGAAUUAGAAAAAACAGUCAUUGCAAAAUAUCAAGAGAUUGUAAACAACAUCACAGUUCAGAAAGCUGAUCUGAAUAAAAAAUCACAGAAAUUGACAUCAGCAAUAGACAAACAUGGAGAAGUCUGGCACAGAGAAAUAGACACCAUUAUACAGAAACUGAAAUCUCAUCUUGAUGAAAUGGACUCCAAACACCUGGCUGUCUUAAACAAACAGGAAGAUGAAAUCACACACACCAUUUCAGAAAUCACACAGAGCAUUGCUGAUCUGAAGAAGUUACUGGACUCCAAUGAUGUCAGCCGUGUCUCUGCCUACAAAUCCAGGAUUGCUGAAUUCAGAAGAUUGCCUCCUAAACUCACAGUUUCUCUACCAAACUUCACCCCUCGGAAAAUUAACCCAGAACAACUUGACCAACAAUUUGGUUCCCUGUCAGCAUUCUCCAUUACAACAGAGGAACAUGGUUACACCAUGGAAACCUCAGAAGCUGGAUCCUCUCCUCUCACACCACUGCUUGAUGAGCCACGGAUCAUCUCCACCAUACAGACACAGUAUGGAAUUCCUAAUUAUCUAACCAGUGUUACUUGUGACAGUGAUGAAGAAAUCUGGGCGUGUAGUUAUCGUAAUAAGAUGAUGAGUCUCUAUAACCUGCAGGGGGAACAAGUGAAGUCAGUUCAAACCAAGUCAGGGAAAGCUCCAUGGGACAUAGCAGUGACAAGGAGUGGGGAUCUAGUUUAUACUGAUAGCAGAGAUAGAAGUGUGAACAUAGUGAAGAAUACACAGAUACAGACAGUGGUCAGACUACAGGGGUGGAGACCUUGCGGUGUCUGUAGUACCUCCUCUGGUGACCUCCUGGUUGUCAUGGACAGUGAUGAUGAUAAACAAUCAAAAGUUGUGUGUUACUCUGGCUCCACAGAGAAACAAAGUAUUCAGUACGACGACAAAGGACAACCUCUCUAUUCAUCUGGUGACAUUAAAUACAUCAGUGAGAACAGGAACCUAGAUAUCUGUGUGUCAGACAGUAAAGCCGGUGCAGUAGUGGUGGUCAAUCAGGCCGGGAAACUCCGGUUUACCUACACUGGUCCUCCCUCUACUACCAAGAGAUCAUUCUAUCCAUGCGGCAUCACAACAGACAGCCAGGGUCGGAUCCUGACAGCAGACUUUGACAACGACCGUAUCCACAUCCUGGAUCAGGACGGACAGUUCCUCCGCUACAUUGACAACUGUCAUUUACAAUAUCCAUGGGGUUUAUGUGUGGACACCAGAGACAACCUCUUUGUAGCUGAGUGUAACACAGGUAAAGUGAAGAAUAUACAACAUAACAUGUAAACAAACUGUGUUGAUAUUAUAUGUAAACAAACUGUGUUGAUAUUAUAUAUUGCAAGUACAAGUAUAAACCAAUUAAAUUGCAAUCCACCUGUGAUUUUCUGACUAUAAUUAUAUAUUUGUUGCAUGUAAACAAACAGACAGUUGAUAUGAUGUUUUACAUAAAAAAAUACACAUGUGGAUAGGUUUACAAAAACUGCAUUCAUUUUUGUUUUGAUUGUUUAAAGAUAUUCACUGCAUGAGGAGCAUAGUUACAAUUAAAAUUAAUUGUAGAUACAUGUAAUUAAUUACCAUGUACAUGUAAUAAAUAAUAAGUAUCUGAAUAUGAAGUGGUUUUUCACCACACAGAUCAAGGUUUUCUUGAGUUUACAUAUUAUCAUAGCUAUCUUGGUGGAUUGUUUGAUUGAAAUAUAAUGAGGCAGUGUACCGUUUUUUCCAGUAGCUAUAGGUGAUUAUAAUUACAUACUUUGUAUAUUUUGGUCAAUAUGUCAACACAUACAGUGUGUACAAGCUGUUGAGUUUAACUUUGUUAUUUCAAGUAGGUGAGGAAAAUUACAUACUCUGUAUAUUUUGAUCAAUUCGUUAAUAUAAUAUACCAUUUUCUCCGCUAAAACAUUGUUAUUUCCAGUAGGUGGUUAUAAUUAC
This is a messenger RNA of Magallana angulata, 2389 nucleotides long. RefSeq lists its product as uncharacterized. Gene Ontology annotation, biological process: protein polyubiquitination; positive regulation of DNA-templated transcription; proteasome-mediated ubiquitin-dependent protein catabolic process. The transcript is spliced from 2 exons. Gene Ontology annotation, molecular function: zinc ion binding; protein binding; ubiquitin protein ligase activity. NCBI's taxonomy places the organism in Eukaryota, Metazoa, Mollusca, Bivalvia, Ostreida, Ostreidae. The coding region runs from base 68 to 1747 and encodes 559 amino acids. Gene Ontology annotation, cellular component: chromatin; nucleoplasm. The record is from RefSeq and is a predicted model, not a curated record.